CCCUUCUCACUUGGUUAUUGGGUUUGUUUCUCUUUCUCAGUUCAUCAGAUAUCUGAGAUCAUGUCAGGGUCAGUGACAGAAAUUGGAGGGCUAAGAGCCUACGCCACUGGUUCUUCUGAUUCCAGCCUCUCCCUUCUCCUUGCUUCUGACGUUUUGGGUACCCACAAACCCAUCUUCCCCACUAGUUUUGUUCUUCUCUUUUCCUGGAAUGGCUACUUCAUUGAUUUCAGUUCACUUAUUGCUCAUCACUUCUUUGUUGCAGGCUAUGAAACUCCAAAUCUGAGGAAACUGGCUGACAAGGUUGCAGCAGCAGGGUUCUACGUCGUGGUUCCAGACUUCUUCCAUGGGGAUCCGUACGUUCCAGGGUCUGAAAUGCCUGUUUCAGUCUGGAAGGAAGCACACAGACCAGAGAAAGGCGUUGAAGAUGCUAAACAAGUGAUUGCUGCACUGAGAAGCAGCAGAGGCAUGUCUGCAGUUGGAGCUGCAGGUUUUUGCUGGGGUGGUAAGGUGGUUGUGGAACUGGCCAAGUCUGAUGUCAUUCAAGCUGCAGUGUUGCUGCACCCAUCCCAGGUCACCGUGGAUGACAUCAAGGAUGUGAAGAAACCAAUUGCAGUUCUGGGUGCUGAAAUCGACAAGUUUUCUCCACCUGAGCUUCUCAGGCAAUUUGAACAAGUUCUGUCAACCAAACCCGAGGUUGAAGGAUAUGUGAAGAUAUUUGGAGGGGUUGCUCAUGGAUGGACUACCAAGUACAAAGAUGAAGAUGAGGCAUCCGUCAGGAAUGCUGAGGAAGCCCGUCAAAACAUGCUCGACUGGUUCAUCAAAUUCGUUAACUGAAGAAAGAAGGUUUUUGCUCUGAUGGAGAGAAUAAAAAACCAAACAAAAUGCAGAUUAUCACACAGGUUCCAUGUAAUAGCAGAAAUGUUAAAAACAAUCAUGGUGCUCCCAUGCCUCGUCUCUGUUUAUGUAACUUCCCACUUUGCCUUCCAUAGAAAGCAACAUUUUGAUUGUUAAGAGAGCUUUGUAUAGAGGUU
Linum tenue is the source of this 1031-nucleotide messenger RNA. Lineage: Eukaryota; Viridiplantae; Streptophyta; Magnoliopsida; Malpighiales; Linaceae. The record is from the annotation of a GenBank genome assembly.